AUGAUGAGGUACCAAAGGCUGAGCCCGGACUGCCUCCCCCUCGGCAACGGCGGCAGCGGCGCCGUGCCCCGGAAGCAGGCGUCCAGAUCCUCCUUCAUCAAAGACGACGACGCCCCGGCCGUGGCCACGGACGGCUCCCGCCUCGCCUCGUACCUCGCGGCCUCCCCGCACGAGUCCAAGCCGCUGCGCGCCCGCGCGCCGCAGCCGGCGCCUCUUUCUUCGGCGACGGCCGGCCGGAGCCCAGCGCGCGAGCACGCGCACCACCACACCUCCGACUCCUCCGACACUGCCUCCCCGAGCUCCACCGGCGGCGGCGGCGGCGCUGUCGUCGGCGACGUGCUGCUGCAGUGGGGGCACAACAAGCGGUCGCGCUGCCGGCGCGACUCGGCCACUGCCGCGCCGUCCGCGCAGCGCCGGCAGUCUGCCAUCGGCGGCGGCGGGGUCAAGAUCCAGCGGCGCGCGUCGGCGCCCGCGGAGAAGCUCAUGCCGCCUCCGCCGACCGCCGCCAGUUCCUACACGCGCGGGUCCAACCUGCGGUCGGCGUCCUCCUUCCCGUCCCGCGCCUCCGCCGCCGCCGCCGCAAGCAGCCACCACCCGCCCCACCACCACCACCCCAGGUCCGUCGAGGAGCGAUCGUCAAUGAAGCGGUCGUCGCCGGACAAGGGGCACAAGUCCUCCGCCAUGGACGCCAUCCUGCACAUGGAAUCCAAGAACUAUCACCACCAGCACGACUCGCCGUUGACCAGCAACGGCGCCGCCACCGCGGGCGAGAAGCUGGGCGUGGAGCGGUUCGAGCUGCCGCGGAUCUACAUCUCGCUGUCGCGAAAGGAGAAGGAGGACGACUUCCUUGCGAUGAAGGGCACCAAGUUGCCCCAGCGGCCCAAGAAGAGGGCCAAGAACGUGGACAAGACCCUCCAAUUUGUCUUCCCGGGGAUGUGGUUGUCAGAUUUGACGAAAGGCCGGUACGAGGUGCGGGAGAAGAAAUGCGUGAAGAAGAAGAGAAUAGGGCUGAAAGGGAUGGAGAGCAUGGACAGCGACUCGGAGUGA
Messenger RNA from Miscanthus lutarioriparius, 1047 nucleotides. NCBI's taxonomy places the organism in Eukaryota, Viridiplantae, Streptophyta, Magnoliopsida, Poales, Poaceae. The record is from the annotation of a GenBank genome assembly.